CCAGGGCCUGGUGCAGCUGCCAGGGCUGGGGCGUCCGAUCCCUGGCCGCAAAGAGCGAACGGCGGGCGACGCAGCGCGGAGGAGUUCUUUGAAGAAAAAUGUGAUUUUUGAAUCAACUGCAGACUGUUCUCUACAUAAAGAACUCUUAAGGCUACAACUAGCAGGAUAGAAGCAAAUUAAACUGAAAGUUCAUCUGCAGCUCAGAAAAACAAAGACAUGGAGUUUUGAGGAGUGAAGGUAGCAUGGUGUUGGCCAUGGGUGAUCAAGACGCUGCCAGACAAUGUGGACCAGUUUCUUCAAACUACGGCUUUUCUGCUGUUUGCUUGCAGUGUUGAUGGUGGUGGUGCUGGUCAUCAAUGUUACUCAGGUAGAGUACUUGGACCAUGAGACUGUUUCAGCCACAUUCAUCGACAGCAGUGGACAGUUUGUUUCCUCCCAGGUGGCAAGAAUUAGCCAGAAUCCCUACUGUGGUUAUGAGCACCAGACCCUGUCCAGCUGGGAGCGCUUGGAGGAGGACUCCUUGCUGGCUGCUUUGCAGUGGCAGGUGCCUGAUGUGGGCCCAGUCCCUUUUGUGAAGAGCACUGACCCUUCUUCCAGCUACUUUGUCAUCUUGAACUCUGCAGGCUUCUUCAAGGUGGGAAGCCAGCUGGAGGUGCUGGUUCAUGUACAGGAUUUUCAAAAAAAGCCUAAGAAGUAUGGUGGAGACUACCUGCAGGCCAGAAUCCACACCCCCAAACUGCAGGCAGGGGCUGUGGGCAGAGUGGUAGACUACAAGAAUGGGUUUUACAAGGUUUUUUUUACAUUGCUCUGGCCAGGUAAAGUUAAGGUGUCUGUAUCUUUGGUCCAUCCCAGCGAAGGGAUUAGAAUUCUCCAGCACUUGCAGGAAGAGAAACCAGAUAGGGUCUAUUUCAAGAGUCUCUUCCGUUCAGGAAGAAUUUCUGAAACUACUGAGUGCAAUGUGUGUCUUCCUGGGAGUCUGCCUCUUUGUAACUUUACAGAUCUUUAUACUGGAGAGCCCUGGUUCUGCUUCAAACCAACGAAGCUCCCUUGCAGCAGCAGAAUUAACCAUUUCAAAGGUGGAUACCUGAAGGGCCUCCUAACUGCUGCAGAGAGUGCUUUCUUCCAGAGUGGUAUCAAUAUCAAAGUGCCAAUCAAUGCCAGUGGACCUGAUUGGGUGACUGUGAUUCCUGGGAGAAUAAAAGAAACUAACAACCUAGAACUAUAUCAGGUAUCGGGAACUUUUCCUUCUGGGUAUUAUUACAAAGACCAGUGGAGGCCCAGAAAAUUUAAGAUGCACCAGUUUAAUGAUCCUGACAACAUUACAGAAUGCUUACAAAGAAAAGUAGUGUAUUUAUUUGGUGACUCGACAAUCAGGCAAUGGUUUGAAUACCUCACUACAUUUGUUCCAGAUUUAGUGGAGUUUAACUUGGGUAGUCCCAAGAAUGUGGGUCCCUUCCUUGCAGUGGACCAGAAGCACAACAUCCUGCUCAAAUACCGCUGCCAUGGUCCACCCAUCCGCUUCACGACCGUAUUUAGUAGUGAGCUCCAUUAUGUGGCAAAUGAGCUGAAUGGAAUCGUGGGAGGGAAGAACACAGUGGUUGCCAUAGCCAUAUGGUCUCACUUCAGCACCUUCCCCUUGGAAGUAUAUAUCCGACGGCUCAGGAACAUCCGUCGAGCAGUAGUCCAGCUCCUGGAUCGAAGCCCUAAGACGGUGGUGGUCAUCCGGACAGCCAAUGCCCAAGAGUUGGGGCCUGAGGUGAGCCUUUUCAACAGUGACUGGUACAACUUUCAACUAGACACCAUCCUUCGGAGGAUGUUCUCAGGGGUUGGAGUAUAUCUUGUCGAUGCCUGGGAGAUGACCUUGGCCCAUUAUCUACCCCACAAACUGCAUCCAGAUGAAGUUAUUGUGAAGAACCAAGUGGACAUGUUCUUGUCCUUUGUGUGCCCCUUGGAGGCCUAGUCUGCACUGAAGGGGACUGGAGGAAUCACAUUCAGCAACCUUUCCAUUUGACCUGCAUUACAGAAAGUUUAUGGGUGACCUCAUUGAGAGAUGGCUGCCAUUAAUAUGUACAAAAUUUCAAAAAAAGCUGGACUUCAUAUACUGACUUGUAAGGAGCUUAGAAAACACAGGUUACAUUUAUUAUCCACCAAUAGGAUUUUUUCCAGUCUUGACUAAAUUGUGGUAGAACCCUUAUUAAUAGCAUCUAUACACACUGUAUUGCCCUUGUAACCAAAGCUGCUAAUGAGCAUAUUUGAACUAGAUUGUCCUGGUAGGGGAGAUUACUAUGCUGAAGAGUAUGAAAUGGAUUACUCUGAUGUAAAUGCAUUACUCUGAUGUAGAUGGAAUGGACAAGUUUGAUUGACAAUGGAGCUUUUUUAGCUUAUCUGGUGAAGGAAAUUGGACACAUCUGCAUGAAUAGCAGAAGUGGUCCAUCUUUGGGAUGAACUAAAGAGGGCUUAUAGUCAGGGGCUCUUGUGAAUACACUGAAGACUGCCAAGUCUCAGGAGUUUCUCUUGAUGAUCUACCUUUUCUGAAUUACUUGAAAAGGCCAAUGUUCUUGGUCAAAAUUUUAUAGGAAAAUUUUAUCUAGAAAAGAAGCAAAAGGGAAAUACGAAAGUAUGUAUAAAAUCUGUGCUUUGAAUUGAU
This is a messenger RNA of Cynocephalus volans (Philippine flying lemur), 2647 nucleotides long. It is a transcript of the gene NXPE3, whose product is annotated as neurexophilin and PC-esterase domain family member 3. Lineage: Eukaryota; Metazoa; Chordata; Mammalia; Dermoptera; Cynocephalidae. The record is from RefSeq and is a predicted model, not a curated record. The transcript has 6 exons. Bases 281 to 1960 code for a protein of 559 amino acids.